Messenger RNA from Trichomonas vaginalis G3, 1173 nucleotides. Its product is annotated as lipid binding. NCBI's taxonomy places the organism in Eukaryota, Parabasalia, Trichomonadida, Trichomonadidae. The transcript has a single exon. The coding region runs from base 1 to 1173 and encodes 390 amino acids. The record is from RefSeq and is a predicted model, not a curated record.
AUGGCAAUAGCAGCAUUACUAUUCAUAACCGAAAGAUCUCUAUUAGGGGAAAGUCGCCAGGAAUCCAAUGUCCCACAACAUCAAGCGCCAAAUUUCAUUUCCAAUCAAUAUUUGACAUAUAAGACUGAUUACAAGUGGAACUCAAUUAUUAAAAUAACAAGCAAUGAUAAGCUUGAAGUACAUAAUUUCUAUUAUUGUUGUAUAACUAUCAAAGGAGAGUGUGAAUUCAAAAACAAUAAUGCGUUUGGAGAAUAUUUAUCAAUUACAUCUGGUGGAGCCAUGUUUCUUGAUCACUCAGUGAUAACAAUUACAUCUAAUAAUCAAGGAAAUCCAAUAAAUUUCGAAAAUAAUUACGGAUUACUUGGUGGAGCAAUUUGUUGCUAUAGUUGCACAAUGCUAUCAUCAAGUGUGAAUUUUAUAAAUAAUACAGCAUUCAAACAUGGAGGUGCUAUAUAUUUUCAAUGCGAUGGAUCUGAAUCAGUCCAGGAAAAUUAUGAUAUUGGAUGCAUAUACCUUGGAAAUACAGCAUAUUGCAUGGGAGGAGCUAUUUGCAUGACCGAAAGUACAAAUUCUUAUUUUGAAAAUUCAAGCUUUUUCAACAAUAAAGCAGGGAACUCUGGAGGUGCAAUCUACUCACUAGGAACGAAAUAUAUCAAGCUAUUUUCUUGUGCAAUACAGUUGAACAAUGCAACAUCUAAUCUUGGAAACAAGAAUUUUGAUACAAACAAAAUACCGCUCCUUGAACAUGGAAGAGGGGGUGGAGGGUUAUGCAUUAUCAAUACAAAAAACUUAAUUUCCAAAUUUGAUUCGCAAAAUUGUUGUAUCAAUGGUAACUUUGCGAAAAAUGGAAUCACUUUUCAGAAUGGUUCUAGUCAUGAUGUUCUUUUAUUUGGUCAUAUUAAUUGGACCUCAAUCAAUGAUCAUUUGAUUGUAGAAAAUGAUAAAGGAAGCAUCGGUUUGGUCGAAAAAGAUCCAGAAACUAAGUUGAUUAAUAUUAACAUUCAUCAAUUAAAAGAGGAAGGAUAUGUGAAUCAGAUUUGCAAAAAUGUACCAAGCUAUUCAAAUAUGGAGGUAUCAUACAGCUAUGUAUCAAUAGUUAAUGAGAUUGAUAACGAAAAACAUCAUAUGUUCCAGAUCCAACUCCGUUCACUUUAUAUGCAACACCGGCUGUGA